Molecule: messenger RNA, 1558 nt
Organism: Solea solea (common sole)
Lineage: Eukaryota; Metazoa; Chordata; Actinopteri; Pleuronectiformes; Soleidae
Gene: pxmp2
Product: peroxisomal membrane protein 2
Exons: 5
Coding region: 113-697 (194 amino acids)
Cellular component (GO): membrane; cytoplasm
Source: RefSeq, a predicted model, not a curated record
UGCGACGCAAUUACGUAACCAGGAAGUGGUUUGGCGGAGUCCCUUCUUUUCCAGCUUGAGCCUGGUCCUGGUAAUGCUGGCUCGGCUCGGACAGUGACAGAACUCGGUGAAGAUGCCUGUGGAGAGUCGGCCAGUCCGGGACGCGUCCAUACAUUUCCGUUUACUGCAGCAGUAUCUGCUUCUCCUGAAGAAAUACCCCAUUCUCACCAAGUCUGUGACCAGUGGAAUCCUCUCCACUUUAGGAAAUCUUUUGUCUCAGACUUUGGAGGCAAGAAAAAAGGCCAAGAAUGGAGCCCCAGUGGACGGGAUUGACACAACUGCAGCUGCACGCUACGCCAUAUACGGGCUGUUGAUUACGGGACCAGUGAGUCAUUACUUCUACCAGCUGAUGGAGGUGUGGUUGCCCACCACUGAUCCGUACUGUAUAGUCAAACGACUGCUACUGGACCGCCUUAUUUUUGCCCCUGGCUUUCUUCUCAUUUUCUACUUUGUGAUGAACAUAUUAGAGGCUAAAGGAUGGGAAGACUUUGAAAAAAAGAUGAGGGGAAGUUACAUGACUGCGCUGAAGAUGAACUGGAAAGUUUGGACUCCCUUUCAGUUCAUCAAUAUCAACUUUGUGCCUGUUCAGUUCAGAGUGCUGUUUGCCAAUGUGAUUGCCUUAUUUUGGUACGCCUAUCUUGCCUCAGUGAGGAAGUGACACUUCCUGAAGAUCUCUACAGAGACUCUGCUUUCAGUGGAAACUCCUCCUCCACAGUGCCUUUGUGUCGCACUUAUGAUUUCCACAGAAUGAACAUGAUACAAAACCAGACUGUUUAUUAUAACACAUACAACUGUUAACCUGUUUCUAAUCGGGUCCAUCAUUUUCAUAUACAUGCAGUUCUAUGGUUUAACAAAUACUGAUCCAUUGAAAUCUUCAUAAUGGGCUGCUGUGAUGUUUUUGAAACAUGACUGUAAUAACAGAACAUUAAAAAUGUAGUUUAUUUAAUUUAUUUUUUUAUCAAGCCAAAUUUUUACAAGAUGGUAAAUCUAAAAAUCAAUGAAUAGCAAGUUUUAAAUAUUGUGUUUUGUUUCUUACAUGAAUGUUUUGUUGCUCUCAUUCCCCUCCCCCCCACCCCCCGUUAUUUUUCUUUUUCCAAAUGCAAUGUGCACAUUUAGCAACAUUUAUUGGUGAAGUUGCAUGUUGGCAGCUGCAAAUUGCCUCACGUCACACUUCCCUGGAGAACCAGUAUGGCCUACAGUUUCAGUGUCAAAGCUCAAAAGACGUUUUGUUGUCCAUUCCGGGCUAUAGUUAAAAAAAAAAAAAAAAUUAAAAUCGACUGAUCCAGGUAUUAAAAAUAAGUAGAAUAACUUUAACUUCAAUGUCUGACAAAUGGAAAUACUGUUACACACUGCACCUGUAACACAGUUGUAUGUAAUUUGUCAAUUUAAAGCUGUAAUAGUUUUCCUUGUAUUGCCAAAAUGCAGAAUCUCCCAGUGAACCAUAUACAUACACACAGAACCACUGAUCACACCUAUGCACUAGUUUUUUUUGAAAUAACAAUAAAACUGAUAAAACUGU